AUGACCACCACCCCCAGAACUACUCCAGUGAGGGCAUUCUUCAGCUCCAGCUCGACUCAGACCAUCACGACCCCCUUUAUCAGCAUCUUUUCCACCACCCCUUGUCCGGAGUCUAUAUCGGUGACCAUUGUCCCUACCGUCCCCACCACUGUCUGUAUCGAAGUGGACCCAGACAGUGCUGUUACCUCCACUCCCACUGCCCCUGUGUCAGUUCUGACCUCUACUACUGAAAGGGCCAUCACCCCUAGCUCCACCACCGACACCACCGUGUUGGACCGUUCCACCUCCUCUACUUCCCAUCUCGAGAGUGGCUCCCCCAGUGGCAGCUUUACCACCGUGGACUGGACAUCUCUCACCACCAGCACCCCAGUGACCACUCAGACCCCCACCACGCCCAGGCCACCCACCACCACCAUGACCCCUUCUCCGACAACUACCCCAGGUACCUGUGACAACGGCGGCACCUGGAUGCAGGGUCACUGCCUCUGUCCCCCGCAUUUCUCCGGGGACCGCUGUGACCUUAAUGAGAGCCGGUGUGAGAAUGGGGGUCAAUGGGACGGCAAAAAGUGCCAGUGUCCAGCCACCUUAUAUGGCUCUCGCUGCGAACUGGCGAAGGAAGAGGUGGUGCUGGAUACUGUGGAAGCUGAGGUAGGGAUGGAGGUGUCUGUAACCCAGGACUUCUCUGAGGACCUCAAUGAUACCACAUCCAAGGCUUACGAGGACUUCAGCAAUUCCUUCCAGAGACAGAUGAAGAUGGUUUACAAAAAUGUGCCGGAGUUUGAGGGUGUGAAGAUCCAGUCCCUGAGAGCGGGCAGCAUCGUGGUGGACUACGUCAUCCUACUGAAGCUGCCCUUCAGCACCCAGCUGAGUGAGAAAUAUGAGAAAGUGAAGGAGGUUCUGAUAAAGGAGCUCCAUGGUGCCACCCAGGACCCCAACAGCUGCCAGAGCAACCAGACCCUGUGCUUUAAGCCUGACUCCAUCCAGGUGGAUAACGCGGUCUUCAAGCCGGAUUAUAAAGACCUCUGUCGCCGAGCUGCUGCUGAAGGCUAUGAGGAAUUCUACUUCCCCCUGGAGGAGAACAAUAAGCUCCGCUGCGUUACCAACUGCACUGCAGGCCUGCCUAACACCAUCGACUGCAACUCAGGCCAGUGCAUCCUGGAGAAGAGCGGACCCACCUGCCGCUGCUUUUCCUCCUCCACGCACUGGUACUCGGGCCCACGCUGCGAGGUGGCCAUGCCUUGGAGGGCGCUGGUUGGCGGCCUGGCGGGGGCUGGAGCCGUGUUGCUGCUGCUGCUGGGAACGACCGUGGGCUUCUACGUGGUGCAGAAGCGGAGGGCAAGCCACAGAUUCCGGGAAGACGAUUCGAUUUGGUUUGAUGACUCUGAUGAGAGAUUCACUAGGACAUUUACCAACUUGGGCUUUGAGCAUGAGCGAGCAGGCACGGAGGGAAACAUCCAGGUGGAUCUGGAAACAGUGGACACCAGUGUGAAGGUACACAUCCAGAGACCGGAGGUGGUGUCCUCUUGGCUGUGA
Messenger RNA from Sorex fumeus (smoky shrew), 1533 nucleotides. RefSeq names its product mucin 3A, cell surface associated (gene MUC3A). The transcript has 11 exons. The record is from RefSeq and is a predicted model, not a curated record. The coding region runs from base 1 to 1533 and encodes 510 amino acids. Lineage: Eukaryota; Metazoa; Chordata; Mammalia; Eulipotyphla; Soricidae.